AAUCAGUCAAUGAGCGGCACUGCUCGCGGUCGGACGCUCCGUGACGGAGACGUAAAAAAAAGCUUAUUAAAAACUAUUCGAAUUUCUAUACUUAUUUGGGCUAUAAAAAGCUCACGUAUUUUUAAGGCAUAUUUAUAAAUCGCGCGUCGGAUAAAAAGUGCAGUUGAACACGCGGAUAUGUUGAAAUAAAAAAUAAAUUAAAGUACAAAAUAAAGGAACAGAAAUAUUUACUGAAAAUCAGUUUGUCAUAUAAUAGUCGGGCACAUGUCUGGCGAAAAGAGGAGUGGCGCCGCCUCCGCUGGCAACGACAGCCCGAGAAGAAGCAAUGGCCAUGCGAUUGGAACUGCGACUGAGGCUGAGCAUGUGGAGGCAGCCGCUGGUGAAGAUAACUCGCUGGAUGCCAUUUUGGUGCGAAUCGGGCAGUUCGGACGAUUUCAGAUAAUCAAUUAUGUGUUAUUAUGUGUGCCCAUGGUGUUCAAUGCCUUCUUUUCGAUCUCAUAUGUGUUUACCGCCAGCUCAGUGGUGCACAGAUGCAAUAUAACGCAAUGUGACAGUCCGGCCAGUUUGUACGAGGAAUCCUGGCUGAAUUUUACAGUGCCCUAUAAGAACUCCGCUUGGGAUUCGUGUAAUCGUUACGUGAACAUAUCGGAAUCGAAGUCUAGUAGUGUAUUUAGCGAUCCCUCGAGCGAUGUGUGUGCCGCUGAGUAUUUUGGCAAUUCAACCGAAAGCUGCGGCACAGAUUUUAAAUUUCGAGACGAAGAGAAAACCAUAUCGACUGAGUUUGGCAUCUUUUGCAAAGACGAAUGGAAACUGUCCUUGGUGGGCACCAUAAACAACGUGGGCCAGUUUGUGGGCAUACCUUUGGGUGGCUACUUUGCAGAUCGUUAUGGUCGUCGCAACAUGUUGGCAAUUGCGGGAGCUUUGAGCGCUCUCAUGGGCAUUAUACGUUCACUGUCCAGCAAUUAUUAUAUGUUUCUGAGCUUCGAGUUCCUCGACAUGGUUGUGGGCAGCACCCUGUUUCCCACGGCCUUCCUGCUGGCCAUCGAGCUGGUGGGUCCGAAGCGUCGUGUAGCCGCUGCCACCAUUAUCACCAUUUUCUAUGCGAUAGGAGAGGCGUGCCUGGGCAUUUUGGCAUCACAUGUGCAGAACUGGCGCUGGCUACUGCGUUGGCUCUAUGCGCCAGCUAUACUGCAGAUACUAUUUCUCUGGAUUCUGCCCGAGAGCGUGCGCUGGCUGCUCAGCCAGGGCGAGGAGAAGCGAGCGGCUGAAGUGUUGAGGCGUGCGGCCCGAAUCAAUCGGCGACCAUUGCCGGAGGAGCAGGUGGAUGAGCUGCUAGCCAACAAUCGACAAAAACUGCAUCAGGCCAACGAAAGCCCGUAUCCGAUCAGGCAGGCCGCUCGCUUUUUCAUUUGGCGCAUUGCCAACUGUUGCUUCUGCUGGUUCACGCACACGCUGAUUGCCCUGGGACUGAGCUUGAACUCGGUCAAUCUGGGUGGCAGCAAAUAUAACAAUUUCAUGCUAAAUGGCUUUGUGCAAAUUCCCGGCCUACUGCUGCCACUCAUCAUAAUGGAUCGCAUUGGCAGAAGGUACUCGCUAUGCGCCUCCAUGCUGCUCUGCGCCAUUUGUAUGGGCGCCUCGGCUGCUGUCGGUUCAGAUGAUUAUGCUGGUUCCCUGACGUUGUUCCUUAUUGGGAAGUUGGCUAUUACGUGUAGUUUUCAGAUCCUGUACUUUUUUACCUCGGAAAUCUUUCCCACCAAUGUGCGAAAUAGUUUGCUCUCCGUUUGCUCCAUGGUUGGCCGCAUUGGCUCUAUGCUGGCGCCGCAAACCCCAUUGCUGGCCAAAUACUAUGAGCAUGCGCCUUCAAUAUUAUUUGCCACCUUUGCUUUGGUCAGCGGCUUUCUGACGCUUGGUUUUCCCGAGACGGCAGACAAAGUACUGCCCACAACGAUGGAGGAUGCCCGCGACUUGGAUACCGCACGCCAAAUACGCACGGAUGAGAAUGAGGAGGAGCAGGAGGCGCCUAGAAGAUUGUGUUGAUCAAUUUGUACUUUAACGAACUGCACGGUUCGCAUGUUUGCUAGCAAUUUUGCGAUUGCCAAAGAUUUUAUUUUGUCCAAGCCGAAUGCAUUUGUUGUUGAGUUUUAAUACGUUUCUACUGUUCCUAGUAUUAAGUGAAAGUGUCGAUUAUUUUUGUAUAGUAUUUUUUUAUUGAAUAUAAAACUAAAUGUAUAUUAAUUAAAAUUAGCCCGUUCACUCUUUGUGCGAGCAACUAGAAGAAACAAA
This is a messenger RNA of Drosophila montana, 2283 nucleotides long. Its product is annotated as organic cation transporter protein. NCBI's taxonomy places the organism in Eukaryota, Metazoa, Arthropoda, Insecta, Diptera, Drosophilidae. Gene Ontology annotation, cellular component: membrane. Bases 265 to 2037 code for a protein of 590 amino acids. Gene Ontology annotation, biological process: transmembrane transport. The transcript is spliced from 6 exons. Gene Ontology annotation, molecular function: transmembrane transporter activity. The record is from RefSeq and is a predicted model, not a curated record.